AUGGCUGCGCGGCUCUUUCUGGCCCUUCUUUUAUCAUUCUCCUUCCAGCUUUGCUCUUGUGCUCCCCCAUGGCAGAUCAUGACCACUGGCUCAUACAUGACUCCAGAAGAUCAUGAGAGAAUCUUUCUCAUCUCACCAGAUACCACCUUCUCUUGCGGCUUCCAUCGAGUUGGAACAAAUGCUUUCACCUUCUCCAUCUGGUACACCGCCGUGAAAACGGUUGUCUGGACGGCAAAUCCCUACUCCAUGGUGAAUGGCUACUAUUCCCCAGUGAACAUUUACGGCUCCAGGAUAUCUCUGAAACACAAUGGAAACCUGGUCCUGACAGAUAACAAUGGCUCAAUGGUAUGGGAAAGCAAGACAUCUUCAGGCAAGCACACAAUUGUUUCCCUCCUCAACACUGGCAACCUUGUUAUCAGUGAUUCUGGUAAUAAUACUGUAUGGCAGAGCUUUCACUCACCAACAGACACCUUGCUCCCUUGGCAAAACUUGACGAAAGACACAAGGUUAGUCUCUGGUUACCAUCACCUCUAUUUUGACAACGACAAUGUCUUGCGCCUAUUAUAUGAUGGCCCAGAGAUUACAAGCAUCUACUGGCCAAGUCCAGAUUACAAUGCACUGAAAAAUGGACGCAAUAGAUAUAACAGCACCAGGGUAGCAUUUCUUGAUGACAAGGGUAAUUUUGUGUCAAGUGAUGGGUUUAAAAUAGAGGCUUCAGAUUCAGGUGCUGGGAUCAAGAGGAGGAUCACAAUUGAUCACGAUGGCAAUUUCAGAAUGUACAGCUUGGAUGUGUCAACAGGGAAUUGGGUGGUCACAGGGCAGGCAGUAAUACAGAUGUGCUAUGUGCAUGGAUUAUGUGGUAAGAAUGGGCUUUGUGACUACUCAGGGGGCCUUAAAUGUAGAUGCCCUCCAGAACAUGUGAUGGUUGAUCCAACAGGUUGGAACAAGGGAUGCAAACCAGCAUUCACAAUUGGCAGCAAUCAACCACAUGAGGAUUUCACAUUUGUUAAGCAACCUCGUGCAGACUUCUAUGGCUUUGAUCUGAGCUCUAAUCAAUCCAUCUCAUUUAAAGCAUGUAGGGACAUUUGCCUGAACAGCAGCUCAUGUAUAUCUUUCACAUACAAGGGUGGGGAUGGUUGGUGUUACACUAAAGACAUACUCUACAACGGUCAGGUGUACCCAUAUUUCCCAGGAGACAACUACAUGAAAGUACCAAAGAGUUUCAACGGAUGGUGCCUUUUUUUCAGACAGAGUAGCAUGCCCAAAUCAAUGGAGGAUGGAUACAAGAUGAUAAGAAACCAGUUCAGGCGGUUUACAUACAGAGAAUUGAGUGAAGCAACUGACGAAUUCAAAGAAGAGAUUGGGAGAGGGGGUGCUGGAAUUGUUUAUAGAGGAGUACUUGAAGAUAAGAAAAUAGUGGCAGUAAAGAAACUCACAAAUGUUCAACAUGGAGAAGAGGAAUUCUGGGCGGAAGUGACUCUAAUUGGAAGGAUCAAUCACAUAAAUUUGGUCAGGAUGAUGGGAUUUUGCUCUGAAGGGGAAAGCAGGUUAUUGGUAUAUGAGUAUGUGGAGAAUGAGUCACUGGACAAGUACCUCUUUGGUGAGAGAAGUACUGAAAGUCUGCUCGGUUGGAGCCAAAGGUACAAGAUCGCCUUGGGCACAGCAAGGGGUCUUGCUUAUCUUCAUCAUGAAUGCCUUGAAUGGAUUGUCCAUUGUGAUGUGAAGCCAGAAAACAUACUCCUAAGUCGAGAUUUCAAUGCCAAAAUAGCGGACUUCGGACUAGCCAAGCUUGCAAAGCGAGAUAGCGCUAACUUCAAUUUCACCCAAAUGAGAGGCACGAUGGGCUACAUGGCACCAGAAUGGGCACUGAAUAUGCCGAUCAAUGCGAAGGUCGAUGUUUACAGCUAUGGAGUUGUGCUUCUGGAAAUUGUGACUGGAACUAGGGUUUCAAGUGGCAUAAUUGCCAACGAAAGACAAAUGGGGUUUCCAGACUUUAUCCAGGAGGCCAAACAGAUUCUGGCUACCGAGAAUAUUAAUGAUCUAGUGGAUGCAAAAUUGAAGGGGCAUUUCGAUCUAGAGCAGGCUACUGCAAUGGUGAGAAUAGCUGUUUCAUGCCUUGGAGACAGAAGCAAGAGGCCGACAAUGGACGAAGUUCUGAAGUCUCUUAUGUCAUAUGAUGAUGAAGACUACCAUCCUGCCUAUUCAUAUUGAUAUGAGCUGAUGCAAAGAUUUGGGCUAUCCGCCCUGUGUGUCAACUCUG
This is a messenger RNA of Triticum dicoccoides, 2260 nucleotides long. RefSeq names its product putative receptor protein kinase ZmPK1. The transcript has 2 exons. NCBI's taxonomy places the organism in Eukaryota, Viridiplantae, Streptophyta, Magnoliopsida, Poales, Poaceae. Gene Ontology annotation, biological process: protein phosphorylation; recognition of pollen. Bases 1 to 2211 code for a protein of 736 amino acids. The record is from RefSeq and is a predicted model, not a curated record. Gene Ontology annotation, molecular function: ATP binding; protein serine/threonine kinase activity.